This is a messenger RNA of Nematolebias whitei (Rio pearlfish), 1868 nucleotides long. RefSeq names its product transmembrane protein 87A. NCBI's taxonomy places the organism in Eukaryota, Metazoa, Chordata, Actinopteri, Cyprinodontiformes, Rivulidae. Gene Ontology annotation, biological process: retrograde transport, endosome to Golgi. The coding region runs from base 75 to 1721 and encodes 548 amino acids. The transcript has 20 exons. The record is from RefSeq and is a predicted model, not a curated record. Gene Ontology annotation, cellular component: Golgi apparatus; Golgi cisterna membrane.
AACUGCAGUGAAAACGCAGCCGGACCUGGAGACGGAUUCGGUCCUGACGACCUGUAGCAACACUUCAAGUGAAGAUGCCAGAUGCUGAGAAGCUCCGGUCAUGUUUGCUGCUUUCAGCUUUAGUUCUCCACGUCGGGGGCGCGGCGGAGGUGUCUGUGUGGAGCGUGAGCAUCAACUCGACACAAGAUGCAGUGUUUCGAAAGACGCUGUACGCCAACACCACUGUAUUUAUGAGGUUUCAGAACGAUUUGGGGACAUGUGACAGGAACCUGGCCUUUAACAUCAGCUGGUACCUGCGCUCCUCUGUUUGUUACAAUGAGGUCUUCAAUACCCCCGACAACAAAGCGAUGAACAUGUUUGGCAUGGACCACAUGUUGAAAGACGGAUGGAGUGGCUUCUACAGUCACGGCUACGUGUACUUCGAAAACUGCUCCGCCCUCUUUAUGCCAAAGGUUUAUUUUACAGAUUUUAACCCUCAUCAGCCACUGUCGAGCCCAAAGAGUGACCCAUCAAAUCUGACUCUUUCUUGGCCUGACAAGCCGGAUAUUGGUGCAGUUGCCAAAGCUUGGGAAGAUGGUCCCUAUCUGUUUAUAGUGAAGGUGCAGACUUUGUUUCAUGGAGUUGAAGUUGAAGAUAUUGCAGAUGAGCAGCUCAGUUUUGCUUUCACAAUGAAAGUAGAGAUGAAAGGACCCCAUGACUACUCCUCCCCAGCAGACUGGCCUCUAAUGAUAUUCUUCAUGGUCAUGUGCAUCGUGUAUGUGCUGUUUGGGGCGCUGUGGCUCUUCUGGUGUGCCUGUUACUGGAGGGAUCUGCUGCGGAUCCAGUUCUGGAUCGGGGCUGUCAUCAUCCUCGGCAUGCUGGAGAAGGCGGUGUUCUAUUCUGAAUACCAGAGCAUCCGUUACAAAGGAGACUAUGUUCUUGGUGCUGUGAUUUUUGCCGAGCUGCUUUCUGCACUCAAAAGAUCCCUGGCUCGAAUCCUGGUCCUUAUCGUCAGUCUUGGCUAUGGCAUUGUCAAGCCAAGGCUGGGAACCACAGUUCAUCGUCUGGUAGCUGUUGGGCUUCUUUAUCUUCUCUUCUCCUCUGUGGACGGUGUCCUGAGAGUGACAGGGGGUUUCUAUGGCACGGUCGCACUUGUGGCUAAUCUUAGCCUCUCCCUCAUUGACUCUUGUGUCAUGUGGUGGAUUUUCAUCAGCCUCUCGCAAACGACUCGUCUCCUGAAGCUCCGCAGAAAUGUGGUUAAGCUCUCGUUAUAUCAGCACUUCACCAACACACUCAUCUUUUUUGUUGUCGCUUCCAUCAUAUUUAUCAUCUGGACCACCAAAGUCUUCAGGCUGGUUGACUGUCAGAGGAGUUGGCGGGACUUGUGGGUGGACGAUGCUUUCUGGCGUCUCCUGUUUUCUACUAUUCUGCUGGUCAUCAUGGUGCUGCUGCGGCCCUCUGCUAACAGCCAGAGGUUCUCUCACUCUCCUCUUAUUGAUGAAGAUGAUGAAGAAGAUGAAGCUAAAGAACCCAUGAUGAAUGAAGCUUUUGAAGGAAUGAAGAUGAGAGGCUCAAAGCCUGACAAUAAUGGUUCCCAAAAACUGUUGAGUAAAGAGGAUGAGGAUAUGAAAUGGGUUGAGGAAAACAUUCCUACAUCUGUUGCUGAUGUAGCUCUUCCAGUAAUGCUCGAUGAAGAAGAGGAAAUCUUGAAAACCAAGAUGGAGAGAUCCAAAAUGGAGUAGAUGUAAAUACAAAAUUUUAAAAUAAAAAAAGUUGGGUCACUGAGGCAGCAAUGAAUGCACUCUGAAUAAUAUGAGUAACUAAAAUGAUUAAAAAAGGUAAAUGUUUUUGUAUAAAAGUGUCAAAUUGUGUAACACUGCAAUGAACUC